Molecule: messenger RNA, 884 nt
Organism: Mercenaria mercenaria
Lineage: Eukaryota; Metazoa; Mollusca; Bivalvia; Venerida; Veneridae
Exons: 2
Coding region: 170-715 (181 amino acids)
Molecular function (GO): protein binding
Source: RefSeq, a predicted model, not a curated record
UGAAGAUGUUGGUGAAAAUAGUUCUGUCGGUGGCUUUGUGCGUUUUUGUGAGCUCGAGCGAACCGGAAUGUUCUAGAUUUCACUAUGAAGAGAAAACGCUUGAAAAGAUUAUUAAAACUGAAAUAUAUGUGGACAAAAUAAAAUCGGAGACUGAAAAUAUGCAGCAAAAAUGUCCAAAAAAGUUAAUAGAAUUCAAGAAGACUGGGAGAAAACGAUGAAGGAACUAAACGAUGCGAAAGCAGACAGUAGGAAAGCUUUGGAAGAAAUCAAAGACAAAGCUGAAAGUCUUCUUUCAACCGUGCAAGCAGUAGCCUUCCUGGCACACAAUAUAAAGAACACUGCGCCAAGCAAUGGUGAGACAAUGGUAUUUAGCACAAAACACUUUGACGUCGAUUCCAGCUACAACAACGAAACAGGAAUCUUCGUAGCACCUAUGGCCGGAAUCUACAUGUUUACCUUGCAGCUGUGUAUUACAUCAAACAGAUACAUUUACUUUGAAACUGACACAACAAAGGGUCCUAUUCUAAAAGGCCGCUUCAUCGACGACGGAGGUAACUUCGGCGGCUGCCAAACAGCCACAACUGUUGCAGAACUUGGUAUAAAGGAACAUGUGUGGAUAGAGAGUGGACAGUCCACUAGUGGGACUGAAUUGUGGAAGAACUCGUAUAUAUGGAAUAGCUUUUCUGGUGCUCUGAUAAGCGCAGUUACAAAAUAGACAAACUAUUCAGUUGUUUUACGUGUUAACGAAAGUCACACAAUGUUGUAGUUUCUAAUAAAUAUACAGUAGUCAAAAUUCUUUUUACAGAACUUAAAAUAUUCAUUCUCUCCCUCCACUUAUACUGGGCUUGAAGAUGUUAAAACAUUUGUUACAAAAGCUUUGGUUG